AUGGUUGUCUACUACCAGAUUGCCGGCAAGAAGGUCGGCUCCCACGUCCUUUCCAUUGCCACCCUCAGCACAAUUUUCGUUGGUGCCUGGGCUGCUACCGGCAGCUCCAAGCCCAAGACCGCCGCUGGUCCCCCGAUCGCCGCCUCGUCCAGCGAGGAGGGUGACUUCAUCCAAAACUUCUUGAAGGAGGCUGAUGGAGGCGACAAGAAGGCUGCUUCCGGCCAUUAA
Molecule: messenger RNA, 228 nt
Organism: Penicillium taxi
Lineage: Eukaryota; Fungi; Ascomycota; Eurotiomycetes; Eurotiales; Aspergillaceae
Product: ATP19 family protein
Exons: 3
Coding region: 1-228 (75 amino acids)
Biological process (GO): proton motive force-driven ATP synthesis
Source: RefSeq, a predicted model, not a curated record